Messenger RNA from Geodia barretti, 1377 nucleotides. NCBI's taxonomy places the organism in Eukaryota, Metazoa, Porifera, Demospongiae, Tetractinellida, Geodiidae. The record is from the annotation of a GenBank genome assembly.
AUGGAUGUCGAUACCGCCUCGUACGCGGUGGCCAGACGCUUCGUGCUGGACGGAAACCGCCCCGAUCCCGACUCCGUGCGCGUCGAGGAGUUCGUCAACUACUUCGACCAGGAAUACCCGCAGCCGCGCAGAGAUGCCUUCGGCAUUCACGUCGACGGCGCACGCUCGCCCUUCACCCACGACACGUGGAUCGCCCGCGUGGGCAUCCAGGGACGCGACGUGCCCGACCACCAGCGCAAGGACGCGACUCUCGUCUUCGUCAUCGACCCUUCAGGCUCCAUGGAGCGGGAAAACCGGCUCGGACUCGUGCAGCGCGCCCUGCGCCUCCUCGUCCGUGAGCUACGGCCCACCGACCAGAUCGGCAUCGUCACUUAUGGAAGCCGCGGACACGCUAUUCUCAACCCCACCGAGGCGCGGCACGACGACUACAUCAUCGAGGUCAUCGACGGCCUCCGACCGGGUGGCUCAACCAACGCCGAAGAGGGCCUCAGAUCGGUUACGAGAUGGCCGACCGCUGGCUCGACUCCAGGCGUAUCACGAGAGUCAUCUCUUCUCUCCGACGGCGUUGCGAACGUCGGGCAGACCGGCCCUGACGCAAUCCUCCAGCGGGUCCGGCGCUACGUGAACGAGGGUGUGAACCUCUCCACCGUUGGCGUUGGCAUGGGCAACUACAACGACGUUCUCUUGGAGCAGCUCGCCAACGACGGCAACGGCAACUACAUCUACAUCGACAACCUCAGCGAGGCUUGGAAGUCAUUCGUCGACAACCUCACAUCCACUCUCCAGGUGAUCGCCAAAGACGCCAAGAUUCAGGAGAACCGGCUCGAACUCGUCAAGCGCGCGCUGCGUCUCCUCGUACGUGAGCUUCGACCCACCGACCAGAUCGGCAUCGUCACCUACGGAAACCGCGGACACGCCAUUCUCAACCCCACUGAGGCGAAGCACGACGAUUACAUCCUCGAGGUCAUCGACGGGCUCUAUCCCGGCGGCUCUACCAACGCCGAGGAGGGUCUACGGCUGGGCUACGAAAUGGCCGACCGCUGGCUGAACCCUGAGCGCAUAACCAGGAUCAUCCUCCUCUCCGACGGCGUGGCAAACGUUGGACAGACUGGCCCCGAAGCCAUUCUGAAUCAGGUGCGCAAGUACGUGAAUGAGGGCGUGACCCUCUCAACCGUCGGCGUCGGCAUGGGCAACUACAACGAUGUCCUCAUGGAACAGCUCGCCAACGACGGCGACGGUAACUACUUCUACAUCGACAACCUCACCGAGGCGUGGAAGUCUUUCGUCGACAACCUCACCUCCACGCUUCAGGUGAUAGCCAGGGACGCGAAGAUCCAGGUCUCUUCAACCCGGAUGUCGUCCACAGCUACCGUCUGA